Molecule: messenger RNA, 1347 nt
Organism: Pestalotiopsis fici W106-1
Lineage: Eukaryota; Fungi; Ascomycota; Sordariomycetes; Amphisphaeriales; Sporocadaceae
Exons: 3
Coding region: 1-1347 (448 amino acids)
Biological process (GO): proteolysis
Molecular function (GO): aspartic-type endopeptidase activity
Source: RefSeq, a predicted model, not a curated record
AUGGAGGGCAUCUUCGCAGCGCAGACCAAGUUCCGCCAAAACCUGGGCCUGAAAAAGGUCAAGGCCAUCCGGAACGCAAACUACAAGGCGCAGGGCACAAAGUCCUACGUCUACCUGCUGAACCGCUUCGGCUUCCAACCCACACAGCCAGGACCUUACUUUGUCCAGAACAAAGUCGUCCAGAGAGGCCUUGCCCCGGAAUCAUUCCAAAAGGCUGUGGGUGGUAGACUCCGCCACCAGCGCGUGCUCGUCAAGAAGACUGGCGAUGACGACCAAACUGGCGAAGUUACCGCUGAUGACCAGCAAAAUGAUUCAAUGUACCUCUGUGAAGUUGAUAUCGGAACGCCAGCCCAGACAGUCAAGCUGGACUUUGACACUGGUUCAGCCGACCUUUGGGUCUUUUCCACCGAGCAGAGCAAGUCCACUCAGAAGGGCCAUGCUGUCUUUGACCCAAAGAAGUCUUCCACUUGGAAGGAGCUCUCAGGCAAAUCCUGGAAGAUCUCUUACGGCGACGGCUCGAGCGCCUCGGGCGACGUCGGCACUGAUACCGUGUCCAUUGGCGGACUCAAAGUCGAGAACCAGGCUGUCGAGCUGGCAAAGACCAUGUCGGCACAGUUCUCCCAGGGCACUGGCGAUGGACUGCUGGGAUUGGCUUUUGGCACCAUCAACACGGUGACUUCUGGGUCUCAAUCGGAUCCUCAGCCCACUCCUGUUGAGAAUAUGAUCACACAACAGGACAUCCCCAAGGAGUCCGAACUCUUUACCUCGGCAUUUUACAGCGAGCGCGAUCAAAACAAGGAGUCCUUCUACACUUUUGGCUACAUUGACCAGGACCUCAUCACCGCUUCUGGCGAGGAGAUCCAUUGGACCGACAUUGACAACUCUCAGGGAUUCUGGCAAUUCCCCUCGGCCUCAUACUCCAUCAAUGGCAAGUCCACCACUGUCUCGGGCAACACUGCCAUCGCCGACACUGGCACCACUCUGGCUCUCGUCUCCGACGAUGUUUGCACGGCCCUGUACAAGCAAAUCAAGGGUGCCAAGUACGACUCGCAGCAGCAGGGCUGGACCAUCCCCACCAGCGUCAAGGCCGCCGACCUCCCCGACUUCAGUGUGGCCGUGGGCGACAAGGAGUUUGUCAUUCAGAAGGAGGACCUCGUCUUUGCGCCCAUUGACGAAAACACAUGGUACGGUGGUGUACAGUCCCGCGGUGAUCUCGACUUUGAUAUCCUUGGUGACAGCUUCUUGAAGAGCGUAUACGCUAUCUGGGAUCAGGGCAACAAGCGUUUUGGUGUUGUGCCAAAGAUUGAGGAUACUCAGAAUCUGACGCCUCCGACCACGUCUUCCUAA